AUGUGUGCGAGCAGAGCGGUACCGAGCGGGAAGGUGUACCGGCAGCUGUUUGACGCUCAGGUUCAGCUGUCCAGGUCCCUGCUGGCUGGACGGAAAGACACAAGGACAGACUGUCUGUCUGCUGAGGACAGCAACACACACUGCAGCACGACCAGCAGGUUGUUGUUUUCGUCCUCCAGCAGGGGGCAGCAGGUGGGUGACGAUGACGAUGUCGAAGAUGUCCGCAAACUUCCCGACUCUCCAAUCACAGCCACGUCCUCUCUUUCAGUGGGCCGUCCCAGCUCUGACAUCAUCGAGCGUCUGACAGAGAAAAAACGGAUCAGACAUGAAGAAGCUCUGAAACAGCUGGAUGCUGAACUGACAGCAAUCAGUCAGGUGUGUGAGACUCAGGUGAGGACCGUCAGUCAGGAGCUGCUGUCCUCUCAGCAAGAGGUGGACCUCAGAUUGGACAAACUGAAGGACAGCAUGGGACAGCUGGAACACCUGGAUCAUGUCAGUCUGCAGGAGGUGUGUGCUCUCUGGGAGCAGGUGGAGAAGGAGGUGAUGGUGAAGAAGAUGAGAAUCAUGGAGCUGAACCACAGACUGACUGAAUGUGAGACUCAGCGAACUGACAAGAUCAGAGCUGUGCUCAGGAAGUUCUGCCACCUGCUGGUGAAGAUCAGCUUCCUGCGUCCACCUGAUGUCCACAGACUGAUUCACACCGAGGCCACGAUGUUGAAUCAGUCUCUGCUGGCGAACCGACGCAGCGCGGCUCGUCUGCUGCUGCUCCUCCAGGAGGAGAACCUGCAGCAGGAGUCACUCCUCCAUCUGCACUGGAAGGACUGUCUGAGCCGCUGGAGGACGAGCAGGAUCACCGACGUCAUGGACGGCUUCAGGCGUCUCUGCCGCAGUGACGAGGAUCAGCAUCAGCGGCUGAUCUCAGGUCUGCAGAUGGAACAAACUCAUGGAGAUCUGACGGAACGACGCCGUGACCUCAUCUGCAGGAUCAGCUCCCUGGUCCCGCCCACCUGCUCCACUGCUUUGGUCUCUGAUUGGUUCAGCCAGCUGACAGCUGUCAACCAACAGAUCGACUGUCUUCACGCUGACUUCCUCCAUCAGCUCCGUGGUUGUUAUGAACACACGUGGCAGGAGCGACUGGCUGUGGUGGAGAGCUGUAAGGAGGCGCUCUCAGCUCUGCAGCUGUCAGACGAGGAGGUGAACCACGUCAUCGGCUCUCAGCUCCUCUCUCUGAUUGGACGAAGCCAGAGUCAGGAUGAAGAGCGACUGGCUGCUUUAGAUGUGUGCUGCGACUCUGUGGCCCGUCGUGCUCUCAGUCUCAGCAGGUGUGUGGUCGUUGUAAUGCGAGGAGCAGCGUUGCUAUGGGAGAUGCACAGCUGCAGGUUAGAGAGGAGAGAAGAAGAAGUGCAGCAACAGCUGGACGACCUCCGACACUCGCAGCAGCGACGCACUCAGAGGAGGAAGGUGUGGCUGGACAACCUGUUGGGCAGACUCCGUCAGGAGAGCAGCGAGGACACUCUGAAGACGACUCUGGACAAAACUGUCCUCUACCUGCAGGACAUUAAACAGAGCUGCAGACAGAGUGUCUCUGAUCAGUGGGAGGUGUUGGACCGUCUUCCUUCUGUCUUUCUGGAGGAGCUUCUCUCCUACAGCAGCAGCCUCAGCUCCCUCUACCACCUCAAACAUACCUACACACCGAGUCCAGAAGAACUGCAGAACCUCCACCUGUCGCCUAGCAACCCCACCAACCUGGAGACCAGUGUGGAGGCUGAAAUACAGGAACCAGAGGAGGUGAUGGAGAAUCCUCCAGUCAGCUGUCAGAAUGAUGUUGACCCCGCCCCGCCCUCUCAGGAUUGGCUGAUUGAGGCGGAGUCCUCUCUACUGAGUCUCUGUGACAUCAGGAGCCAAAUCAAGUUUACAUCAUCCAGGGGCAUUACGUACACUGCCCCCGCCUUUGGAUGCCCCGCCCCCAGCCUCCCAGAAGACCUGCAGCAGGAAACACACCUGAGCCAGUUUCCUGUGGAGCUGCUCACACACACACUGAGCAGGACUCGGACUCUGUUCUUGGACCACCUGGAGCAGCAUUUCCAUGAUGUCCUUAGCUCAGCUGUUGCCAUGGUAACAGACAGGAAGGAGGCAGUGUGUUCAGAGCAGGAGCUCCAACUGCAACAGCUGAACCCCCAAGACAUCCAGACCCACGUCUACCAACCCCGCCUGGCUGAGUUGCAGCUCCACCAGCAGCAGGUGGAGGUUCACUGCGGGGAGGUGUUGGACGCACUGACCUCCUGCAGGACAGAGCUGCAGGAGCUGCAAACCUCCAUCAGUAGGAAGAACCAGGAGCUCACCAUCACUCUGUCCAACAUUGAGGACAACAUCCUGAAGGCCCACAGCAGCCAACGUCUGGAGGCUGUGAGCUCCACCCUGCAGGACCGCCUGGAUCAACAUAACAAAUACACCCAGCGCUGUCUGACCACCUUCAGGCAAACAGUUCAGCUCAGACUGGAGAAGGUCAGACAAAGAACAACACAACUCCUCAACUCCUUCAGGACGUUCAGCGAGGGAGGUGAGUUUGCUCCUCAGGAGGUGAAGAUGUUUCAGAUGAGGCUGAAGGAGGAAACCAAACGGAUCAGUGUGACAGAGGAGUCCAUCUGCUCUGAGCUGGACGUGUUUGAGUCCAGGAGUUUACAGCAGGUGAAGGAGGCGUCAGGUCGCUGUGAGGAGAAACUCUCCCUCCUGAAGUCUGAGCUCAGGUUCAUGGAGAAGAUCCACAAGAUGAUCAGCAGCACACAAGUUCACAUGAGGGCUGAGGCAGCCAGCAGUAACCAGCAGCAGUCUGUGAUCAGCAGCAGGUUGGAGGAUGUGAGGAGGAUGAUGGAGAACACACAGGUGUCUCCCCAUCAGGUUCUUGCUCUCUUGUCGUCGGUCAGUGAAGAACUGAGGACACGCUGUCAGUACUUGGACUUUGAACUGGAAGGCCUCGCUCUCCCAGCUCGUCCUAAGUCCAGGAAGCAGGUCCAGUCUUCCCCACCUCCUGUUUUACUGCAGCCGAGCAGGACAGGUGUGGACGUCCUUGACGACCCUGUUGUGAGCAUCAUCAAGUCCCUGAACAGGAGGAUUCAGCAGGACCAGCAGAGACAGAGGACAGGAGACCAGCUGCUGGUAAACAUCUGGUGUGGGCUCAGGUUUAUUCACAGGCUUUCCACUGAUGCUGCAACAGGAACGAGCCAAUCAGCAGUCAGCGUUCGGGCGGCUCAGUGUGACGGGUGUGGGUCUUUGCCCGGCCGUCAGCAGGAAGUCCCCUCCCUGUUCAAACAGCUGUUUCCUGCCGCUGUCGCCUUCAGUGCUGAUCUGGGGGGGGCCUCCAGGUCCAUCAGGACUGACAGAAGGUUCCAGAUUUUUGGACCCAAACCAGAAACAGAACAGAACACACGCUCCUUCAGCUCCACAGUGAACUGUGUGCUGUGGAAAGUCAACGACGCCGCCCUGCUGGUUGCAGAGGACUUUUACCGGAGCGAGCGUCUCGGCAGGUUCCAGCUGCUUCCUGACACUUUGGACCAAUGGGCUGAGAGCAUGCAGCAAAGGCUGCUGGGAUACCAGGAACAGGCCAGGAGGUUUCUGAGCACGAGCAGAGAGGACCUGGUGAACCAGCUGUCUGAGCUGGACGACCUUCUGCGUUCAUCACCUGCAGUUUUGAUCAGUAACUAUGAGCAACAGAAGGGGGUGGAGCUUAAAGAGGAAGUGGGCAGAGUCCAGAAGAAGCUGGAAGAGAUGCUGUCAGCCAGCGAGCAGGAGAAGACCGUAAACGUCUGGCGGCUGCGAGCGUCUCUCAGAGAGGACGAGCUGCAGAUGCUGAUUGGCAGAGAGGAGCUCAGACAGCAGAGACUGCAGAGUGCCAUCUGCUGCUCAUACCUGGAACUACAGGAUUGUGUGCGUGUCCAGGGGGAGGAGUUUGUGACAUCACUGGCCUCUCUGACAGAGAAUCUGAUCAAUCAGCUGGACAACCUGCUCACACCUACAGAAACCAAGGCAGCAUCAUAUCGGCACUCUGAAGACAGCAGCGUUACCAUGGUGACAGGCACUGAACUAGGACCGAAACCCUGCACAGGAAGCAGGACCUGGUCUGGUAUCUCAUACCUGUCGCUGCCAACCAGCAACACUGCUGACCCACCAUCCCCUGUUACCACAGCAACAACAGCAUCCAUCACCACAACCAGGUGCACCCUGGGACAUCUGGCCAUUAUAGAGCAGAGGGACACUGCUGUGAAGCGGUUCGAACAGCUGUUCAGUUCGGAGUUACUGUGUUCAGACGACAACAAACAAAAACAACUGAGAGAACUUCAGAGCUGGAACACACACUGGAGACAGCAAAUACACAACCUGACACACUGAUGCAGGACGACUGCAGCUUAUUGGCUGUUCACUAUGUUCACUGUGAUGUCACCAUCUGUACUGAUGUUUGUUAAUA
Toxotes jaculatrix (banded archerfish) is the source of this 4462-nucleotide messenger RNA. It is a transcript of the gene ccdc180, whose product is annotated as coiled-coil domain containing 180. Lineage: Eukaryota; Metazoa; Chordata; Actinopteri; Toxotidae. The coding region runs from base 1 to 4386 and encodes 1461 amino acids. The record is from RefSeq and is a predicted model, not a curated record. The transcript is spliced from 36 exons.